Volvox carteri f. nagariensis is the source of this 576-nucleotide messenger RNA. RefSeq lists its product as uncharacterized. Gene Ontology annotation, molecular function: cobalt ion binding; oxidoreductase activity, acting on the CH-CH group of donors, iron-sulfur protein as acceptor. NCBI's taxonomy places the organism in Eukaryota, Viridiplantae, Chlorophyta, Chlorophyceae, Chlamydomonadales, Volvocaceae. The record is from RefSeq and is a predicted model, not a curated record. Gene Ontology annotation, biological process: phytochromobilin biosynthetic process. The annotation marks the transcript as partial. The transcript is spliced from 4 exons.
CGGCUGCUGCUUGAGAACCGGGUGUACUGCAGCCGGGCGUUCCGCAAGUUGCACGUGGAGGUGGGCAUUCGGCAAGACGGGCUACAGGUGCUGCAUGUGGUGGUCUACCCGCGAUACAACUACGAUCUGCCCAUCUUCGGACUUGACCUGGUCCUAGUCGACGGGCGCGUGACCUUGGCGAUAGCGGACUGCUGCCCUGUGCGCCACGGCCUCAAGCUACCGCAACAGUACAUGGAGACAAUGGUUCUCCUGCAGCGCACGUUCCUGGAGGGUCAGGACCCCGCCGCCCGCCGCAUCCCGGAUUGGGGCGCGGCCAUCUUCUCGCAGCUAGUGCUGUGCAUCACGCCCUCCACUCCGGAGGAGCUGGCAGCCUUUGCCAAGUACGCGGUGGCGCUUCACCGGGGGCACCUGAUGCUCAGCCGCAAUGCGGCACCCCUGCUGUCUCCUACAUCCGGCUGUUUAUGUGCGUUCUGUCUUUUCCGCGCCAGGUUCUGUGAUAAUCAGCUCGCAAACAAGAAGACCCGCAGGGUGCUGGAGGCCGCGUUUGGGAAGGAGUGGGCAGACGAGUACAUGAGC